AUGGAUUGUAAGAUCUGUUUCCGAAAGUAUGACGAGAAGAAACAGAAAAUGACUCCACGAGUUCUAAGUUGUGGUCACACAAUGUGUGAAUAUUGUUGUAAGAAGUUGAAGAGUGACCGUCAAAUUAUAUGUCCAUUCGACAGAAAAGUCACCAAAGUUUAUAGUAAGGGACAUCCGGAUACACAGACACACCAAUAUUUUUCAGAUGGAGUCGAUCAACUUCCCAAAAACUUUGCGAUUUUGGAAGUGAUUGAAGUUCUUGAGAAAUCUGGAUAUCUGGAAGGUUCUAAAAGUCCUGAAGGUGCUCCCGAGACAGAUAGUGACCCAGAAUCGGAACCAGAGACUGAUGAUUUAAACACGGUUUCUUCUGUCCUAUCGGCACUUUCAAUUGUGGACUGGGAUGAGGAUUCAGAUGGAUUGGAGAUCUUUGACUAUGUCGAUUUGCCAGAUGAAAGCUUCAUCGUGAUGGAUCGCACUCAGGCGUCGGACUCGCUGGAAAAUGUUCAAUCGGAAUUGUCGGAUUAUGAAUACUUGCAUGAUUUGUACUUGUGA
Messenger RNA from Caenorhabditis remanei, 552 nucleotides. RefSeq lists its product as uncharacterized. NCBI's taxonomy places the organism in Eukaryota, Metazoa, Nematoda, Chromadorea, Rhabditida, Rhabditidae. The transcript has a single exon. Bases 1 to 552 code for a protein of 183 amino acids. The record is from RefSeq and is a predicted model, not a curated record.